Messenger RNA from Cladophialophora immunda, 1965 nucleotides. RefSeq lists its product as uncharacterized. The transcript is spliced from 2 exons. The record is from RefSeq and is a predicted model, not a curated record. The coding region runs from base 88 to 1872 and encodes 594 amino acids. Lineage: Eukaryota; Fungi; Ascomycota; Eurotiomycetes; Chaetothyriales; Herpotrichiellaceae.
CCCGUUUGAUAUUGUCCCUCCUUUCCUUCAGUGAUUUAGAGCGUGUUUUUCAACAGUCCAAAGGACAUCCGGUCUCGCAGACCAGCCAUGUUAAACAUACUGCCUCACCCAUCUCGACAAAGCGUGUUAAUACGUGCCAGUUCGGCCCAUCUACGCAACUUUCAACGGUGUCUGAGUGUACGGAAGACACAACCUUUUAUAUGGCGAAGAAUAAACUUGGGAAAUUAUGCGUUUCGAAGAGUCCGACUACCAAGAUUAUCUGAUGGAUCGGCGACGUCUGCCUCUGGUAACAAGUCUUCUGCUCAACAUCCCUCACUGAACAAGCCGAGGCGGCCCAGCGAUCCAAAUAGCUCCGUCCGAGCAAGCGUAACCUGGUUGACCAGAGAUCCAGCGCUUGUGGAUCUUGAAAAACUACGCCUAGAGCUACCUAGGUAUUGUGAUAAUAAAUCCCUGGUGAAGCUCGUGGUCUUGUUAGUGACACCGUCCCUGGCUUCGCUCAUCGACCCAGGCGCCUUCUUUCAGCAUGUCCUAACUUCUCUCUACGCUGGCCGUCGAAGUUUUGUGUGGGAAAACCCCAUAGAGAAACCCAUCAAAUGCGUCACUGCUGUUGUUGACGCGCUUCCUGUUCCUCCAGAAACUCCUAGCAAUUCAGAUGGAGAUUCUGCACGAGCCGCUAUUUCCGAUGGACUUGCACUCUUCAUGAGCUCUGAGAGUUUCGACGCGCGAUCUGUUUAUGCGCCGUCGGAACUGCUUGACGACGCAGAGAACAAGCCCACCGCAACAUUGAAAUUUUGCUCCACCCCUGAGGUGAGCUCGUCUGCUCUGGCAUCAGACCAGGGCCCCCCCGUACGGCACGUCACAUUACCUGCUGCCAACACCAUCUUUGUCAAUGGACAGCGCGCUACUCUUUUCCAGGAUUUGUGGAGGAUCAGGCUCACUGAUUCCGAGGAGCCAUCCAUCAACUAUCUCGGCAGAAAGAAUCUCAAAUCAUUCCAGUUGAACCUUCAGUGCCCCGAAGAUAGUUUUGUAAAUGGUGGAUCUGCUCCCCUUCACAUACUAACGAAGCCGAGGAAGGUAGUACGAUCUAUGGGAAAUGUGCUUCGUCAAAUUGAGGUCGAUGGGGAGGGUGUCCCCGCCUCACAAGAGCUCGAGAAAGCCGUUUCAGCAUAUAUCAAGGCGAAUCCUGCGAGCACUGCUCGAAGCCCACUACUUGUCUUUGCUCUGAUCCGUCCACCGGGGACAUUAUCGUUUGAAGAGGGUCCCGACGGGAACAACGAUAUUCAUGGAUCGGGUUCACUGAAGUCUCUAUGGCACGGUGCACAGCUCUUCAAAGUGUCGGGCGGCGGAGGAGGUUGGGGAAAGAGACAGGGCCUCCUAUCACUGGAAGCAGCCGUGGGUUUUGAGACCACUGAAGUUGCACCGUCCUUGGCGUUCCCCGAUUUCGAUAACGACCAAAACGUUUUGCAUGAGCUGAGCUCGCGCGGUAUAGUCCCGACAGGCAGUACGGUCGAGUUCCUCGUUUGUUCCGCGGAUCUUACGUGCAAGGACACCUCCAGGGCAUCCCUUUCCAAGCCGGCGCCUUUCCUUCCCACAGAAGACGGUACGACAGUCGUACUAGGCACUGCCACGGACCCCGAUUCCCAGGACGGCAUGCUAGAGGGCCCAAAUGUCACCAACGCAGGAGUGAUCUUCUUACCGGAUUACUUCGGCAUGGUCUCUUACGGAGGUGCUGCUCUCGGCACCAACGGCUCAAUGUCAACCAGGCUGAAACCAUCAGCGAUUUCGCGGACGCGAUGUGAUGUGCCAAAUGCUCGCUUCAUCAUUCGCGGCGUGGGAAGUGUUCGACAGCCCCGUUCCAAAGAAAAAGAGUAGAUGUGAGAGACAGAACAGGAGAACUCAACUGCAGAAGGGAAGAUGUCGGUCGGGUUCUCAACCAUGACAAUUUAUGUCAUCAAAGCUUGACUU